AGCAACUAUUAAAGGUCAAGAAACGGGUUUCUAAAGCAAAAAAAGUUGUCUAUAUGUUUUUUAUCACUUCUAUAGUACUAUAAUAAUGAAUACUAAAAUUUAUUGCAUUAAUAAGCCGACCUUAUAUUACUGGCAUUUCCCUAGAAUGGGCGAUUUCCACGAUUAUUCAAAAAAUCCAGGAAUAUCAGUCAAGCAGGAACCACUAAACGAAUCCAGUAUCAUGAUGACUUCAGCAUCUGUACCAAUCCCUGUCCGGAGGGAUCCUCCUGAGUAUCGAGAUUAUAUUUUUGAGAGUGAUUCUCAAAACACUUGGUAUGGAAGUUUAGGUCUCUCAACAGAACCAGCUUUAUCCCCAACAAACACGUUUGACACUUACUGGGGCAACAAAAUCCUAGAAAAUGACCAACUAUUGCUGAAAUCUGAGGCUUUGAUCCAUAUGGACGAGGAUGACAUAUUCCAGGUGGAUAAAGCCGAUCUUAUCCAGGUUCUGGUUUUAGGACCUACACUCGCAGAACUGAAUGCAAACGAUGAGAACCUCCUCGGUGACCUGAACUUUGACGAUUUACUUUUACCAAAUAACCAGAGAUAUGCCACAUUGGAAAGCAACCAGUCAAAUAACCCGUAUGGCAACAGUUUCGGGGGGAAUUACGCCAAUAAUAACCAACUUCUUGGUGCCAUGUCCUCUUCCUGUCCUCAGGGUUUAAUGUUUUAUAAAGAAUUAGAACUGCCCUCGGGAGUUACAACGGCAAACUAUGACAUUAAUUCAAGAACUCCAGUGUCUGCACUAUCACCAGGUAGUCCCGCAAGUUCAAGUUCCUCAAUACUAAAUUCGCAACCUUCUCCGAAACAUAUACUAAACCUACAGCCUAAACAGAGUACUUUACACGAACUUCUUAUGAGAAAAGACAAGGUUGAGUCCUCGCCUGAGAGGUCAAUCUUAGGUCAAUCUGUACCAAACCGAAACGUAAAAGGUCUUCGAAAUCAAAUCCUCUCAACAUCUGCUCCCACGCACCUUGGACCGGAACAAAUGUCCUGGAGAGAACCUAGAAAACAUCUCUUAUCCACUAGUUCUUUAGCCGAAUGUGGCUCGACAUCCUCCCUAUCGACCGGACUAUUAAGUCCGGACCUUCAAGACUAUUCCCUCGACGAAUAUGAGAGCGAGGAAGAUAGCGACGGACAUUAUGAAGACUAUUCUACAGACAAUAAUUCGGACGAUGAUGAUGACCAUACUAAAGGUUCCAAAAAAGACAAAUGUUUUUGGCAGUAUAACAUACAAUCCAAGGGACCGAAAGGGCAACGAUUAGUGAUGAAAACAAAGUUAGAAGACCCUCAUGUUUUACAUGAGAUUACUGAUCCGGUGUUUAGUCCUGAUUGUUCUGUUAGAGGAAUAAAGCAUAGCGGUAAAGCUAGAAAAGGCGACGGAAACGAUUUAACACCAAACCCAAGAAAGUUGUUUAAUAUAGGAAAGGAGUUAGACAAGUUGGGUCGAAUAAUAAACGAUAUGACCCCAGUAAGUGAAUUACCAUUUAACGUUAGGCCUAUUUCGAGAAAAGAGAAAAAUAAACUCGCUUCGAGGGCGUGCAGGCUUAAGAAAAAGGCGCAACAUGAGGCUAACAAAAUCAAGUUAAACGGACUUGAAAAUGAACAUAGGAGAUUUUUAAAUACGAUCCAACAGCUCAAGCAAUUAGUUGCGAUAAAGUUGCAGGAGCCCGAUAAACGGGAGGAAUUAAACAGGAAUAUUGAGAAAAUGAGUAAAACUUGCCUGAAAAGUAAAGUUGCGGGCAACACCACCGACUACGUGAACAAAGUGCUAGAAAAAGUGAAAAACGGCAGCAGCGUUAACUCUGCCCUCUCAUCUAGUUUUACUGACGACCUAUAGACUGCGAAAUUUAAAACAUAUGAACAGAAGACAUUGUUUUUAUUAAGAGAAUCUCCGUGCUAAACGUCCCGAAACAGGUAAAAAUUAUGAAAAUGAUGGAUGUUUGCUAGUCUUUAUUGGAAAACUACAGGGUUUGAAAUUUUCGUGUUUUUUUUACGUGGCUGCUAAACGACUGAUUUAUUUCCCCCAUCGCCCCUCUCAUCCUCAAAAAAAAAUUAAGUACAAACCAAAAUCGGGUAUAAAAGCUUUAAAAAAGCAAAAAAAAAGUUACAUUUACCUCGUUUCAUUAAACAAAUGUUCCUAAAAAAUACAUACAUAUAGCGCAAUAGAAAAUAUGUUUAUUUUGCCAUUUAAAAAAAAAGGUAUUUCUGCAGCUUAGCCAUUUUUGGUUUUGGGCGGAUUUUUUUGUUAAAAUGUCUCAUUUUAGUGUAACACUUGGGGACGCAAUUCAAAGUUUAAUUCAUUCAAUUUCACCCGUUUUCAAAGCAUCGCUGUCACGGACCUUUGACAUAACAAUUAAUUAAGUACUAUUCAUAUAAAUAAAAUGAAUAUAUUUAUAUGCGUAUACAGUAAAAUAUAUGCCUACACAAACACAAUUUAAAACUCUAAAGAAACACAGCCUAAAAAUCAUUAAAAUUGUUGUUGAGGUUGUCUUCAAGUGCAUAGAAAGGUUUUUAACUAAAUAAUUUUUUUGCUUUUUUAUUAAAAGAUUGUUCGGUAAGCGUCAUUCACCUCUGUUGGUUGUUUCAAGCCUGCGAAAAUCCGGCAAAAUAUCCAAAUUGUGGGAGUAGAAUAUUGAUGUUUAUUACUGUCAGUUUGUUAAGAUCGUAUUUUUAAAAAUAAAAGUCAGACAUUGUAAUGGAAAUGUAAGAAUGCUAAGCUCAGAGAAACAGUUCCGACAACUAUCAUAGCAUGUAUGCAUAUGCGUUAUUAUCUAAAUAUUUUCUCUCCUUAUGGAAAGCGUUGACUCGAGAGAGUGUGGACUGGAGUGUAGUCCAGAUAAACAGAUCAGCACUGCAUAUGCCAUAUAUAUAUAUAAUACAUAUAUAACAGCUAAAGUAACAGCAAAAUUUCUAAAGUCAGCCCUGAAUAGGUUUUUUUAUGAGGAAGGCUACUUUAAUUUAUUAGAGGUCAGUUUAAUUAUGUGCCUUUCCCAGGUGAGUUCAGAGUCAAGAAAUAUACCCAAAAACUUCACACAUUCAUCCUGUGGCAGAUCUUUUUCAGUUUUGAGAACUGAAAAGUUGAGAUGUUCAGUUUUAAUACGAUUUAAAUAAUAAUAAAAUAAAAAUGCCUUUAUUUUAAACUCGGCAAAGAUCAGCUAACUGAACCGAGCAUUCAGAAAGAUACAUUUUAGUUCUUUCAUAGACAAAAUUGAAACGUGUUCCACGAGAGUAAAUCUGAUUUCUCCCACAUAAUUUUUCAACCAGAUAUGAGGGGCUUUCAGUUUUGACCAUUUAUUAUCGUUGGCAGAUUAAAUGUAAGAGUUCUGCACUUUUUGAAGUUUAUUCUUAGUAAAUCAUAUACAAAGUUACAAUAGGGGAGAGUGGUACACAAUGACACAAUUUUUAGUAAAUCCACUCUAGUGUGCGAUUUUAACGUUUCAAAAAUCUGCAUUUAAGAUGUCGUUAUGCGUAUAUAUAUUCCUAUAAAAUUUAACAGUUACAAUAAAAAAACACAAUUAAUUACAUAGAAAUUUUUUUAAAUAUUUAUUUCUGCAUUUGUAUCAAUGUGUACCGCUAGUGGUACAGUUUGAAACAUAAAGUAGUUUACAAUGAAACACAUUGGAAUAAAUAUAUUAUUACAAAAAAUCUUUAUGUAUUUACGUUUAUAUCAGCGUACAAUCAUAUUGUUAAACUCUAAUCCAAAUUUAUAAUAAGAAUAAAGCGUUUUGUUCUUUGUAUUUAUAGGUUUCGGUAAUAACAUAACGAAAUCCGAUUUCAGUCCCAUAUGAAUAUCAGAAACAUCCGGAAAGUAAAAUGAAUUGGAAACCUUAGCACUUCUUCUUAAAUAUGAAAUUUUAAACUCAUUAGAAUUUAUGACUUCCAAAAUUUUAGCGACAUAGUGGAUGUUAUUUUCAAAUUUCACUAAUACAAAUGAGUCUUCUAAAAUUGCAGUUGUUUCGGUAAUUGCAGUAAUCGUGUCAUCUUUCUGUUCCUCCAUCAUAUGAUAUUGGAGAUCAGCUAAGGUUAAUUCAUCAUCCGAAGAGUCCGCUAACUGUAACUCUGAACUUUCAGAUUCCGUUUCUGAUUCACUCUCACUUGUCUUUUUCUUUUUACUUUGUACGUCCUUUUUAUACUCUUUCUUGUCUACCUUCUUAAUAAACUUUCGAAACUAUCGAAAUAAACUUUCGAUAUAUUUCGCUUUAUUUUUGUCACUGUCUUAAUAUUUGGGAUUUUAUUUUUUUCUUUUUUUUUUUUUUUAGAUUUUGUUUUGUAAGAAAGCUCUUUCAUUUCCGGCGUGCUGGUUAAAAUAACACUUUUCUUCGAUUUCCGUGUUCGAUUUGAAUUUUCCUGGGCGCAGCCUUUGGAGAUCCUCGAAACUCAAAUGGCGUAGUAAAGGAACUCCCUGAUGUCGACGCUAUUUCAAACGUUGAGUUUUCCUCAUCUAGUCCACAUUCCCUAAUUUUCCUUGCACUAGAUAAAUCAGCGGUGGAUGCUUGUUGACGAUAUAUCAUUAAUAAUGGUAGCUUGUAUUACCACCAUUCCUUUUUGUGUAUCGUCGUUUUCUAAAUCAUCUUUUUGUCUGUCAGUAACCGAGGAUGAAAGAAAAUCAGCUUCCAUAAAAAUAUUUUUGUUAAACGGGUAGAUUCCUGUAGAUUUGAAACCGUUUAUAAUAUUUUCAGGAGUCAUAGAUUUUGAGUGAGCUAUACCGACACAUUCUGCAUUUUGGUAUAAUGUCAUAGGAACUACAGGAUGGUUAAGAAGCCUCGAAUCAAUUGCACUGUUGUAAAAAUUUUUGAAAGAAAAAAAUACUGACUUAUCUAAAGGCUGCAUCUUGUUGCUUGUGUGUGGAGGUAGGGUUAAAAUGAUUAUGCCAUUCGAUUUUGCUUUUUCUGCUAUCUCCAAAGACAUAUGUGUUUCGUGAUUGUCGUAUAUUAAUAGACAUGGAUUUUCUUUCGUAGUAGAAGUAUACUUAAUAAAAUGAUCUAUUACUUGGGUGAAAAGGUCUGCGGUCAUCCAGCCACUUGGAUUGGUUAAUCCCAACGUUCCUGGCGGUGCUCCAUUUAACAUGAGGUUGAUAAAUUUUUUACCUGGGAAAAUAAUUACUGGCGGUAGAAAUGUUCCAUCUGCUCGAAUUAUUGCACAAGUAGUAGCUAGUAAUCCGCUUUCAGCACUUGUGCACUGGUUUAACUGCUUAACCCCUUUUUGCGCUACUAUUUUAUGAGGCCGCUGGACGGUUGUUGUAGCCGUUUCAUCUAAAUUAUAUAUUAUUCGGAUAUCGUGAACAACUGAUGGAUGUUUUUUAUAUAUUUGCUCUAAAUGUGAACAUUAGGUUUCGUAAAAGAAGUAAGCCUCGAUAGAGAGCAAGCUUCGGGCCUUCUAAUGCUUAAGGAUAGAUUUCUCAUUAUAAAAGCCCGUAACCAAUCUUUGCUUGCGCACUUAUUAGUUUUCCAAGAUUCUGGCAUAGUAGUAUUGUUUUUAGCAGCCAUUUCGUUUCAAUUGUCUAACUUUUAGGGUAUUUAAUCCGUAUGCCAUUUGGCUGCAGUUCUUGAUGUAAGCACAUAUAAUCUUUUCCUGCUCUGAGGUAAAUACUAAUCGAACAGCAUAAUUUGGCUCCAUCUUGGCUUUAGGGUCAUUUUUCUCUUUCAUCACAUAUCGCCUUAAUGUGCUAAAGUUUAUGUCAAACAUCUCUGCAGCAACGCGAAGUGAAGUUCCAUUUCUUUUCACCUCUUGGACGGCUGCCGUCAUUUGUUCGCUUGUAAAUUUGGCUCUUGUUCGUUCUUUCUUCUUUUUUACCAUGGUAUACCAGCAAUAAAAAAAACGACAGUAUAGAAUGAUCAUAAUGGUACACAAUGAAACACGUAUCAUUGUGUACUACCUGCAUGUGUUUCAAUGUGUACUACCGCAUGCUUUAAAUUUCAAUUCAAUGUAAAUGCGAAGCCUGAAAAAUUUUGGCCCCAAUAUUUAUAGGUUAAAACUUAUACAUCACAAGAUGUAUAAGUAAAAUGACAUAUUAAUAAAAACUAAAUCUAUUUAUUUGAAGGUAACAUACCUUUCUAUGUUCGAUCCUCUUUUCGAUAUUUAUCCACAAGAAAACAGAAAACGCUCCGUAAAAUCUUUGUUGGUCGGCAUACGAAAACUAACUAAUGGUGGGCGGUGGCUAGUGAAAUUGUGGCGGCAAAUUUAGACGAGUUAAUAGCAGUGUUUCAUUGUGUACUAUGUGUCAAUGUGUACCACUCUCCCCUAAUUAACCAGUGCUUCGCAGAGAACUUUCUUUAGCUUAAAGUUAAGAAUAUCUUUACUCUUGUAAAUGCUGCGAAAAUUAUAAUAGACUUUUUGAAGAAGCCUAGACACAUGAAAUUUGUAUGUUCCUCAAGAACUGAUAUUGCCGUUCAUUAUUAUAACAAUCUUAUGAGACGCCCAAUAUUUAGCUGAUCUAAAGUAGAUUAUGGCAGAUUUAUUGGGAUUCAAUUUUAACCUUCAUACAUUCAUUAAACCUAUAUGAUACACAGUCAAAUGCCUUUGUCAGGCCAAAGAAUGUGUCAAAGUCAUUUUCCAAGCUAUUCGAUGCAAAAUCCACCAAACUCUCAAUGGCCAAUAUACUAGAUUUAUUGCUUUUGAUCCCAAACUGCCCUUGCAUAAGGAGACUUAUAUUUUUAAAGUAGUGGUACAUUUGAUCCCUCAAAAGUGACUCAAAGUUAUUUAAGAAUAUUGGUAGCAUUUAAAUAUUGCGAUAGUUUGACACCUUUUCGACCGAUCCCUUGAUUUUUAUAUUAUCAUUCCGUGAGCAUCCCAAAAUACGGAAUAAAAUGUAUCUAUGGAAAGAAUAUCUAUGAAAACAUCUUUACAAUCUGGCAACUUUGUACUUAUUACUUUGAUUCUCCUAACUAAAUUGCGUCAAAAAUUUGAUUCUUAAUUAAAAAGGUGAAUGUUCAUUAUAAAGCAUUUAUAUUUAUUUCAAUCACUAGUAAUAGUCAAAAAGGUUCAAUUUAAUUCCAUACUAAUUUUUUUUUUAACAAAAAGGAACCUAAGCUGCAGAACUACCUAAAAAAAAUAGGUUUGGUGCAGUAUCGAUAAAAUAAACCGUUUUGGCCAUAAUAUUUUUUAUAAACCGUGUAUAUAAAUAUAUAUAUAUAUAUAAUUUUAGUUUAUAAUAUUUUGUUAUUAUUAUUGGUGCGAUUUAUACCAUCAGACGUGUUAAUUAGUCAGUAUAAGAGGUUUUAGGUCGGCACCUUAUAUAUUUUUAUGUAAAAUAAGCGGUAUUUUACUUGGCCCUAAGUUUGCCUUUGGUCGGUUUUUUUUCUUUAGGCCAAUCAGGCGCGGAAAUGAAAUUUUAAAAAUUACACCUCGCGCCUCUAAAUUACACUACAAAGAAGAAAUACGUUAUACUCAAAAGUUUAGCUAUAUUUCGAACCAUAUGUCUUGCUAGUCUAGCUUUGUUAAACCUAGUUUUUAAGUAGAUUCUUUAAGUUGGGUAGGUUAUUUUACUGUCCUUGAUUUUUAGUCGGAGAGUAGCAAAUUAAGGUGAAAUUUCCCCUUUAUUUCUUGAGAAUUGACGGAUUUUCUUUAGUUUGGUUUGUAAUUACUCCAGCAAGCAUGUCAUCUCUAUUGAAACGCUUAAAUGACAUUUAUAAAUUCUAAAACGAUAGGGUAGAGUUGGGACAGAUGACGCACCUUUUUUUGUUGCGUGAUAAAGUUUAUAGUUCUAACAUUGGGAGACAGUAAAUAAAAACCACAUUUAAAUGUUUAAGUUUAUAUGUGAAAAAUGUAUUAUUUGGAUUCAAUAAAUCAGGUUUCCCCGUCAAUAACAUUUUUUUCCUUAUUAUGUAUUUGGCAAUCUCACCCAUCCUAUAUGGAUGUGUUGACGCCGACCGGGUGGGUGUUAUUGCUUAUGAGCUUUAUACAUAAUUAAAAAAAAAGUGAAAAAUGCGUAAGAAAAAUGUAAGUAUUAAGCUCACAUUAAAUAUAGGUAGCUUACAUAAAAUAAAAAAAGUAACAGAAAGAUUUCUAGAUAAUAUGAAUUAAAUAUUAACAUGGCUAUUUUUUAAAAACUAGUUUAGCACAUAACAUGCAAUGUUGUUCAUAUGAGGUGCAGGAAAAGGCAUGAACCCAUCUCUCACAUUUAACACAUUUUAUCAAGUUUACCUACAGUGGUUGUUUGGUCGUACUUUUCUAAGCAACCAACACAUUCAUUCUCAUCAAAAAUCUCGUCAUCGGUGGAAUCAUUAAUUGAAAAAUCAUCAUCAUUAUCUGAUGAUGACGACUGACUUUCAACUAAUUUGCGUUUGGCAGAAUUAAGAGCACUCACGCGAGAAAGUGAGAGUGCUUUUUGUUGGUUUUGCUUCUGUUUUUCUAAUUUUUUGGCUUCAAGCUCUAGUUUUUUGAAGUCAAAAUGUUGAUAGGGCUAGUUAGGUCUUGGGCAGACUGUUUUCUUCUUUUUGGAUUCUUUGAAGCUACGAUCUUGGGAACAGGAGAAAGAUCUUCUAAAAUCUUUGAAGGUGUCCAAUCUGAUGUACAAGCGACAGGCACUGCAGAAUGAUUAUCCAAUGUCUUAAGAGGGGAAGAGUUUGAACUUGUCAAUACUACAUUGGGUGUUAAUGUGGAUUGAUAAGGACCAGGUUCUGAGCGUUCACUUGGUAAAUGUUGAGAAGGUAAUUCAUUUUCCUCGGCAGAAAGAAAAGCAUGAUCUGGGAUAGCAGAUGGUUUCAAGGGGUAAAUUCCUGUAGCACAAAAUCCUGAUAUUCCAAUCUCAGUUGUUGCUGCACGUGUCCAAGAAUCUGCAAGAAGUUUCCCAAAAUGUCUGCGUUCAAUACGUUUGCCUGGAUUUGCCCUUAUAAAUUCAUCACAUGCACGUUUAAAGUAACUUUUCAGUGGCUUAAAAAAAGAGCGAUCAAGGGGUUGUAAAAAAUGGGUAGUAUGGCUGGGCAGACACAAUAAUAAAAUGUCAUUAUCCAGGGCAGUUUCUAUAUUUCAUAGAAGUUCAUAUGAGAACCAUGACCAUCUAAAAUCAGGAGACACUUUCCAGCUGGCUUCCUGGGUAUGAAGUGAUUUGUUAGCCAAUCCAUGAACAGCUCUUCACAAAUAUAAGCAGACUUUUUUCUCAUUUUAAUUAUGGCUCCGGGCGGCAUAUUUUCUUCCCAAACUUGUUGCUUGUUCACCCCCUUAAAAAUACAAUAUUACAGCAAGCCACAAGAGUUAUAGUCUCUCCUCUUUCUUGACUUUUAAUAACAUGAAUAUCUUACCAUACUUCCUUAUCAUACUUCCUUUUGCAGCGAUAACUUUUCCAGGAUCAUUGUUAAGCUGCAAGCCACUUUCAUCCAUAUUAAAAAUAUUCAAAGGCUUAUUUAGCAAAUCAUUAUCUGUUAAAAUUUUUGAUAAUAAUUGAAAAUAAUUAUUAACCUCUUCUUUAUUUAGCCCUUGAGCUCUUGCUAAAGAGACGCCCUUUGUUUUUCUUAUAGAAAGGCUCUUAUUUCGAUUUCAAAAAAGUUUCAACCAAUCUUUUCCGGCCAUAUGGGCUUGUGUAUUGAACCUACUUUCGAUACCCAACGAUUUUGCUAAAUUGUAGGAUAAAAUUCUAACAGUUGUUCUUGUUGGUGCAAAUCCAGAAUUCUGUAGCUUUUUAAUAUGCUCACAAAGCUUUUUUUCAACAUCCUCCCCCAAAAGUGAUUUUCCACCCAUUCCACCCUUCUUAAAAUCGUUUUUGUGCAUUCUAAAUCUUAGCGUUCUUUCAGGAAUAUUAUUUUCUCUUGCAGCCUGUCUUAUUGAAACGUUUCUGACUCUUACAGCUUCUACAGCUUUUAGCAUUCUGCUGUCCAUUUGCCCCUUGAACUUUUUCUAGGACCGUAAAAUGUUGGCAUUUUGAAGGAUCUGAAAAUAAACAUUGGCUUAAAAAAGUAAAAAAUUUUUUAUAAAUUAUGCGUCAUCUAUCCCAGAUGUGUGGGAGAGAUAACGCACCUAUAUUAUUCUAUAUGUUAUGAAGUAAACGCACUCGCCUUAAUAUAAGCACGUUACUAACAUAACCUAGUUUUUCCUACGUCAAGUAUUUUUUUUGGUUAUGUACGAACUUUGGUUAAAAUAAAAUAUUUUUUAACAUGUUCCGAAACUUCGUGAUACUUACAAAUUAGAAAAAUUAUACUGCACCUAUAUUUUAACGUCUUUUUAUACGAAAAAACAAGAGAAACCGAAAACAGUACCAGCUUUACCACAUGGCGUGCACGACUAAUAAAUUGGGUAUGGUUACACCAUAAUUUUGGCUCUGCGUCAUCUGUCCCGGCGCGUCAUCUCUCCCGACUUUACCCUAUUGAAUUUUAAUGAUGAACUACUUAAAGGUCUAUUGCUUUAAGAGGAAAAUUAAUAGAAAACGUUGCUACCAUCUAUAGGAAAAUAUUGAAAAUUUGGCUUCAUGGCAGGGUCUUUGAAGGACGAAUUGUCAAAUUUUCAAUAUUUUUCCAUUUUCAUUCCCUAAUGCAGGAUCCGGAGAACCACCUUGCAUUAUUAUUCUUAAUUAUCCUGUGUUUUAUAAUAUUCAACAUAUUCACAUUUUAUUGCAAUAUUAUUGAGGAAAAGACCUGGAGCUACAUCGCUAAGAAUUUUAUGAUUUUAAACUCAAAAUCUACAGUUACAUGUUUUGGACUAUAAGAACAUCAUCAGACCUACAAUAAUUCAUGUUUAAGGCUAAAAACCAUUAGAUGACUGACAUUUUACUUGUAGUCUUUGUUAUUGUUAUGACAAGAAGUUUUUUGCUGGUGAGAGUUUUACUCUUUUGGUAUGAGAAAUGGUUUUAUGUUUGAAAUAUGAAUUACUACAGGUAUGAUGAUAGGAGAUGAUCUUAUAGGGCGCAACUUGUAAUCCAUACGGUAUCUUUAGGAAAAUAGAUGAUUGCUGGAGUUGGAGGGUAGAGCAAAACCUUUUUUUUUUGUUAAAAUUAAAUUCCUAAAGAUAUGAACAUAGACCCAUAUUUGCCAUAAAAUGAAAUUUUCUGAUUUUUAUCCAUCCAUAGUUUGAAGCCAGUUUGCUACUUUCCCCAAACAUUCAAAAAAAAACAAUUUUUAUUUUACAAAUAUUGUGUUCAUUUUGUGAUAAAUAUGAAACUAAUUUAGUGAUAAAAUUAGAGCUGGGCUCUUAACAAAAUUCUUGCUCUAAAAUUGCAGGAUUAAAAAUCUUUUUUUUUUCUUUAUUUAUAUUUUAUUCAUACAAUAUUCGAGUAUAUAUAACUUUGAAUGUAUGAUAUUAAACCCGAAACUAUUUUUUGGUGAAUCACUUGCUUUAAUUUUGCUAUUCAAAAAAAGUCGAGAUACAUCACCUAAAAGCAUGUUUAGUGCCAACCCAUUACAGCAUUUCCAAAGAAGCAAAAUUAAUUAUUUUUAUGGCUAUGUGAAAUGUACUUUGACAAGGGAAAUUAGUAAAAAAAAUUACCUUUUUGUGGCUGAAAUAAAUUCCAUCUUUGGGUAUUAUAGUUGUUUUGGACCUUAAGAGAUCUAUUUAGUUUUCUUCACCAAAAAAAAAAAUAGUUUCGUGUAAAACUGGCUGUGCGAACGAUAGUGAUAAGGUGUUUUAAUUUCUUUAAGUCUAAGUCUAGUUUGGUUAUUGUUUAAUUGCCAAGUAAAAUACAUUAUAGAGAUUGUAAAAUAUUAUAUUUGUACCGUUAUUUAUUAGACUUUAAUGUAAUAGUUUUUUUUUUGUAAGGGGAUACACGUUUCAUUGUGCCUUAAUUUUUCUGUUCUUUGGUUUAGUCAUGUAGUUUUUAGUUUCGUUUUGCCGAAACAACCAUAACAAUUAAAAAAAUAAUACAUCUAUUCUUGUAAUACGAUAUUUUUGCUAUAAGUGAAUCAUAGUUAGUGUAUAAUAAGUAAUUUUUUUUAAUUUACAAUGGUAUUUCUUAAACUUUGCUUUAUACAGUGUGUUUUAUUAAGAACUGCUCUCAUAUGUGGGCUGAAACAGCAAAAUACAACUAAACAAGAAUUAAAAUACACUGUAUGGCACCUCAUUUAUUCACCAAAUUUUGUUUUUAUAAUUAUCUAAAUUUGUUUCGACAUAUUGCAAUAUUUUGUUUGUUAUGCUGAAUUGUUAAUAUUUUUUUCGUUAGCCUUUUGUAUACUGUUAAAAAUGCGAUAAUUUUUUAAGUUUUUAUUAUGUAUUUGUAUAAUGUUUGUCUCAAUAUUAAAUGGAAAUUAUUUUACA
Molecule: messenger RNA, 12219 nt
Organism: Anthonomus grandis grandis
Lineage: Eukaryota; Metazoa; Arthropoda; Insecta; Coleoptera; Curculionidae
Gene: REPTOR
Product: protein CREBRF homolog
Exons: 12
Coding region: 86-1879 (597 amino acids)
Biological process (GO): regulation of transcription by RNA polymerase II; response to unfolded protein
Cellular component (GO): nucleus
Molecular function (GO): RNA polymerase II transcription regulatory region sequence-specific DNA binding; DNA-binding transcription factor activity, RNA polymerase II-specific
Source: RefSeq, a predicted model, not a curated record